AUGAGCAGCCCGAGUUUUUUCUUUUCAUACUAAGUGUCGCAUAAAGACAAUGAGGAGAAGCUUUUGCUCAUUUGCUAUUGAAAACUGACCAACUUUUACUGAUGGAGCAGGAAUUUUGGUAAAGAUUGACAUUAUAAAGUAAGGCCGGGAGUGUGUUGAUGUUGGCGUAAAGAAACCUUGGAUUAUUUUAUGAAUUUUUGCACAUACCUGAGGAUCUUUUAAAGGCAUCCGUCAUGAAUCCCCUGUGGAAAGUCUAUAAGAGUAAAGUCAUGAAGACCCUCAAUCCGGAAAUGGAGGAAGAGACUGUGGAAGAGGUUAGUGACGUGGCUGAAGAUAUGACAGAGAUCCAGUCUGAUGAAGGACCCAAUGCUGUGACACAACUGGCCAAGAGAAUGCAGGGAGCCGGAGCGAAGGGCUGGAAAAGUGUUUCGUCUCUAUUCACCAAAGAGGACGAACAUCAGCUUCUGGAGGCCGACAAUCAGCCGGUCGCAGAUCAUCCCCUGGCAGUGAAGCCGGAGGAGCCUCCGCGGCCCAACAAGCGCAACACUGGAUUCUGGGACAACUUUGCCACAAAAUGGCAGCAGGCGGCAGCGAUGAAACAAGCUGAGGCAGCGGAGUCUGGAGGAGACGCCCAGGAGGAGGAGAUCCAGAGCGGAUCCAGAGCUGAAGAGAACCAGGAGGGAGAAGCCGGAGACACCGGUGCGGGAAACAGCUUCUCCAAAUACGCCACACUGGGGGAAGAAAGCGAAGAAACUCCCACCUUCAAGUGGAACUUUGUCACCAGCAAACUGGCCGAGCUGAAGACCAGAAGCAUGGCCAAGAGCAACUAGCCAACAGUGGAGGAGAACUAGAGAAGGGUUUCACAGUUCAGACCACAGCGGCCACAGUGCUUCAUAUCAGCUUUAUCACGCUGAUGUACAGCGAUCGCAUUUCAGCAGCGUGUCGAAAAGCAGCGACCGGCUCGACACUGUGGCCUCUCUCGGCCUGGACUGCUGUGGGAACUACUGGUUAUUGGAAACCCAUACAAGUGUGUGCUUGGUAAAGGUGAAGUGUGUAAUCUUUAGGGAUGAAAUGAUUCCGGUUUGCAAAGCUCGGGCUGCAGAUAAAAAUAAAUGUAACUGAAAUAUCAGCAUGUUUUAAAGUCAUUUUAAA
This is a messenger RNA of Danio aesculapii, 1152 nucleotides long. RefSeq lists its product as uncharacterized. NCBI's taxonomy places the organism in Eukaryota, Metazoa, Chordata, Actinopteri, Cypriniformes, Danionidae. The record is from RefSeq and is a predicted model, not a curated record. Gene Ontology annotation, biological process: spermatogenesis. The transcript has 4 exons. The coding region runs from base 234 to 830 and encodes 198 amino acids.